AUGCGCGCUCUCGGACAGAACCCCACCAACAAGUCCGUCAACGAGAUCCUCGGCAACCCCUCCGCCGACGACCUGGUCAACAAGAGGCUGGGCUUCGACGCCUUCGUGCCCAUGCUGAAGAAAGUGGACGCUCUGCCCAAGGGAACCGUGGACGACUACGUGGAGGGUCUCCGCGUCUUUGACAAGGAGGGCAACGGCACCGUGAUGGGCGCUGAGCUGCGUAUUGUGCUGUCCACCCUGGGAGAGAAGAUGACCGAGAACGAGAUCGAGUCUCUGAUGCAGGGUCAGGAGGACGAGAACGGCAGCAUCCACUACGAGGCUUUCGUCAAGCACAUCAUGUCCGUUUAA
Knipowitschia caucasica is the source of this 348-nucleotide messenger RNA. The record is from the annotation of a GenBank genome assembly. NCBI's taxonomy places the organism in Eukaryota, Metazoa, Chordata, Actinopteri, Gobiiformes, Gobiidae.